AUGAUUAGUAAAGUGUGUGUAGUAGUUGUUUUCCUUGCCCAAGUAGUUCAUCCACUGGACUACUACACAUUUGCUCAACAGUGGCCAAAGGGGGCAUGCAUGGGCGCGAAAAAACAAUGUAUUCCUGGAGUUCCAACUAUAUUUACGGUACAUGGCUUGUGGCCAUCAAACAAUGUUAAGCCGCACCCUACUCCCUGUCCAGCUCAAUCCUUUAACAUUGGACUAAUUAAUUCACUGGUGGGACAACUUUCUACUAUGUGGCCUAACAUUGAGAUAGGCAGAAGUAAUGUGGGAUUUUGGGCUUAUGAAUGGAAUAAGCAUGGCAGCUGCUCACCAUUCUCACAAUAUGACUACUUUAACCAUGCCAUUAGCCUAUAUAACCAAAACAAUCUCAAAUCUAUGCUUGCUGCUCAAAACAUCACACCUGGAACUAGUCAUUCAAUUCAAGUGAUUUUUAAUGCAAUACAAUUGCAUGUUGGCGUUCAACCAUUGCUUGUAUGUUUUAAUAGAAACUAUUUAGCUGAGAUCCAUAUAUGUUUUGAUGUCACAGCAACCAGCCAUACGAAUUGUCCUGUUCCGUCCUCUCAAACCUGUGCAACUUCUGUUAUAUUUUAA
Messenger RNA from Vicia faba (fava bean), 615 nucleotides. Lineage: Eukaryota; Viridiplantae; Streptophyta; Magnoliopsida; Fabales; Fabaceae. The record is from the annotation of a GenBank genome assembly.